GCAGCUGCAGCCCUGUCUUGGAGUUCCCUUGGCUGUUUCUGGAGGUCCCUGGGUGUCUUCACCUUCCCGGGCCUGGCUCCUUGGCCCGCCAGGAGGAGAGUCAAGGGCCGUGUCCCCCUGGCCGCCCCGCCAUGACUGUCACCUACACGGCCCGCGUGGCCAACGCCCGUUUCGGGGGCUUCUACAAACUGCUGCUGCUCUGGCGCGGGAGCAUCUACAAGCUGUUAUACAAGGAGUUCCUGGCCUUCUUUGUCACCUACCUGGGGCUCAGCCUGACCUACCGCUUCGUCCUGGCCGAGGAUCAGAAACGCUACUUUGAGAAACUGGUGAUUUACUGCGACAACUACGCCAACCUGAUCCCCGUCUCCUUUGUGCUGGGCUUCUACGUCACACUGGUGGUGAACCGGUGGUGGAGCCAGUACACCUGCAUGCCCAUGCCCGACCGCCUGAUGUGCGCCAUCUCCGGCUCCGUGCACGGCGGGGACGAGCGGGGCCGGCUCUACCGUCGCUCCCUGAUGCGCUACAGCAGCCUCUCGGCCGUGCUCAUCCUGCGCUCCGUCAGCACCGCCGUCUUCAAGCGCUUCCCCACCAUCGACCACGUGGUGGAGGCAGGCUUCAUGACCCGGGAGGAGCGGAAGAAAUACGAGAACCUGAGCUCAUCCUACAACAAGUACUGGAUCCCCUGCGUCUGGUUCACCAACCUGGUGGCCCAGGCUCGCAAGGAGGGGCGCGUCCGGGACAACUGCGCCCUCAAGUUGCUGAUGGAGGAGCUGAAUCACUUCCGUGCGAACUGCAGCAUGUUGUUCCACUACGACUGGAUCAGCGUCCCCCUGGUCUACACGCAGGUGGUGACCAUCGCCGUGUACAGUUUCUUCGUGGCCUGUCUGAUCGGGCGUCAGUUCCUGGACCCAGCCCAGGGCUACAAGGGCCACGACCUGGACCUGUGUGUGCCGGUCUUCACCCUGCUGCAGUUCUUCUUCUACGUGGGCUGGCUCAAGGUCGCCGAGCAGCUAAUCAAUCCCUUUGGGGAGGAUGACGACGACUUCGAAACUAACCUGCUGAUCGACCGCAAUUUCCAGGUCUCCAUGAUGGCGGUGGACGAGAUGUACGACGACCUGCCCCUGCUGGAGAAGGACCGUUACUGGGAUGCCUCCAACCCCCGCGCCCCCUACACGGCGGCCACCGUCUUCCUGCUGCACCAGCCGUCCUUCCAGGGCUCCACCUUCGACAUGACGCUGCCGAAGGAGGACAUGCAGUUCCAGCCGCUGGAGGAGAUCGAGGAGGGGCUGGAGCCGAGCCGGCAUGUCCCCCUGCACCUCCUGAACCGGCUGCUGGCCACGGGGCCCGCCCCGGGCAGCUUCGGCCGGCGCCUCUCCCUCCUGCGCCACAAGAACAGCUGCGUCUCCGAGGCCUCCACCUCCUACAGCUGCCUGUGCCAGGACACGCAGAGCACAGACUGCAGCUGUGGGCCCCCCGCCCGCCGCCUGCCCCUCAGCGAGGUCCCCUUCGCCGCGGAGCAGCGGGGCUGGGAGGGGGGCGAGGAAGCCGGGCCCUGGGCCCCGGGCCGCCACGAGGAGGCCUUGGCCGAGGACUCGGACCUUGCCCAGUGCUCCCAGGUCUCUUUGCUUCACCCUGACGGCGCCGCCCCUGUGGCCAGCGGCUUCCCUUCGCCAUAGGACGUGGGGCCCCUUGUGGACACGUCCUUCCUCCUGCAGCCGGGAGCUGCCCAGGAGCCCCCCGCCCGGAGCGGCCCCCCCAGUGUCGGCUACCGCCCCUGGCUGCAGAACUGCAUUGAGGAGCAGACUGUGGCGUGAGCUGGGCCGGGCAGGGGGGGCCGGGGCCAACCCCUUGAUGUGACGGCAGAGCCGUCCGGUUCUGGCCAAAGGCAGCUGAGCCCAGAUCUGGUGCUGCCAGAUGAACUUCAAAGGGGGGGACUUGUUAAUCGUGGGGGGUCCAUCAAUGCCGCCCCCCCCCAGCCACCCAGACCCUUCUGCUCCGUCUCUCCAGCUACACGCUGGGCCCUGGGAGUGCAGCACCCCCUGCUGGCAAAUGCCACCAUCCUCGGGGCGUUGCCCCAGCCUCUACCUUCCUCCCCAACGGGAUGGGGGGGGGCCUGAGGUGGGGGUGGGAGCCUCACCCCUCGGGGGCUGGGGAAAACAGCUCAAUCCCUUUUCUGUCACAGUCUGGCUCCUGCCUUUUUAAAUAUAUGUUUAUUAAGCCGCUCUGGAGUGGGGUCUUGUGCAGAGGGUGGGGUGGGGGGAAGGCUGGUUGCAGUCUGCUGGGAGCAGCUCCGUGCCUCAGUUUCCCCUCUGCCCCAAGGAACGACUCUCACGCAGCUCCCGCGUGCAGGGCUCGUGUGCACUGCUGGGAACGUGCAGUGGGGCUAGUCCCACCUCCAGAAAUGUAGGUCACAUUUAAAAUAAAAUGGGCUGGGGAGGGCAGCACCCAUUGACCAGGAGUUCCUGUCUCCGUAUCCUCCCCUGGCUACACAGGGGCAGGUGGCCCCUCUUACCAGCCCGGUGCCUCAGACUCAGUUCACUCUGGGGGGAAGAAACCUGGCCUAGGACCCUGCUGAAGAAGUGAUGUCGGGCUGUGGCUGGACAGGGGCGUGGAACCUGCCCCGGGGGUGGAGGACGGAAAGGUCCUAAUAACUACAGCACUGCUCCAGCUCAGCGGGGGUCACCACAGUGUCGUCUCACUUUCAUGCCCUGGGGGGUGGCAGGGGGGAGCUGGCAAUUGGCUCCUGGGGGUAGGAGUAGAAGCUUGUGGGGCCCAUGGAUGGAGGAGUGGGGGGGCAGGUUCAGAGCCUGAGCCUAACUUUGAACAGCUGCAGCUUCUGCUCUGAGUUGCGUCUCAGUGCUGGGCGAGGGACCUGCACAUAAUAAGUAGCCGUGUCCCACCCCAGAGGUGGCUGCAUCUGUGUAGAAUAAGCAGCAACUCUCACAGGUGGGUCCCAGGAGAGCCAGUCUCCCCCACCACGGCGCUCAAAGCGGCAAACUCCCCCCUCCUGUGAGCCGUGGAUGGAAAAGCCCCAGCCCUGGGCUUGAAGCCCCCAGCCACGCUCUGAGCUCAGCUGAGAGCCAGCCACUGGCCAGGCCAAGUCCUAAGAGAGAUGGGGCAGAACCAGGGCUGAGGGGUUGCCCAUUGGGGCAGUUUUUAAGCCCAGCCCAUGGGCCAGCUCAGCCAGAAUUUGGGCUUGAUCUGGGAGGGAGGUAGUAGAGGUUGUGGGCUGGUGGCUCGAGAUGGACCCAAUUUCCCCUUCUAGUCUCAACCCAAAACCCCCUUGGGGGGGGGGGGUAGCUGCUUCAGCCCCCCCCCCCAGGCUGGAAAACCAGGCAGAGCUGGAGCUGAGCCAGCGGCCCCCGCCAUUUGAUCUGGGGGGGCUAGGCUCGAGGUCUCAGCUGGGCCCAGGGCCAGCUGCUGUGUAAGAGCGGCGAGGUGGGGGUGUUGCCUCCUUUGAGGGAGGGGGAAAGCGAGGCACAGCCCCUCAGGCCUGCUUUCAAAGCCCCCCUGUUCAGUGGGAGUUGGGGGGGGCUGGACUGAGACCAGGACAGAGCUGGCACGAGGCCCCCCCGACCCUCACCGGCCUGCAGGGAAUGGAGCCCUGGGUUUAUCGCCGCCUUUAACUCCAGCCUGACCCCCCCUGUCAGCCAAAUCAGGGCAAACUCUCCCCUUAACUCACGACCAGGUUUUCAACUGAACCAACCUCCCCUCCUCCACAAUCGUUUGGCUCCAGUUGAAAUUGGCUUAAAAACCAGCUUGAAUUAAGCCAGAGCCACUGCUGUUUACCCAGGCCCAGGGGUGCUGCCCCCCCGAGUGGAUAACUCCAGCAUGGAUGGAUGGUUUUAAACCCCCCCCCCACACACACACACACAGGGCUCACUACGAGGAAUCCUGGGAGGGCCUGGGGUCGAUCCUGCCACAACUCUGAACCGCCCCAGCUGCGACCUCGCAAACUUUCAGGAUGCCUCAUGGGUAGGGAAACCCAGCGGGGUUGGGGGGGGGGGGAAGAGAUAGGGGAGAUGGGGAGCCCCAGCCAGCGCUUUAGGGCCAGUCCUGCAUCCGGCAUUUCCACACCUGCUGGAGGGGAGGCACUGACACCCCCUCCCCGGCUCUAGGAGCUAGCCAUGUUCAUGCUCAGAUUUAGCUCCCAACCAGAAAGAGAAGCAAUUGGGCGGGGGGGGGGGAGGAGGCAGAGCCUGGGGGACAAUCCCAGAGGAUCCCCAGGGAAGAAUGGGGGGGGGGAAUAAUGCCAUGAGGUGGAAGGAGCAAAUAGGGGCAGAGAACACCUGGCAGGGGGGGGUCCCUGCAAUAGUGGGAGGGGGGCAGCCAGGGCCGUGGGGGAGAAGUGGACGAACACACAGGCCCUGCUCCAGGCAACGCCCUCUGCAUCCAGCAGCACCCGCAGCCUCUCACAUCGCGGGAGAACUGGGCAGCUGGCCACAGGCCAGGGGCUCUGCUCAGAGCAUGGCAGCUGCUGCCUCCGCCAGCAUGGGGGGGGGGCAGUCUGGCAGGCCCCAGCAGCGCCUGCCACUACAUGCCCGCUCCCCCCGAGAGGAAGUUUGUCUCUCCUUGGCCCUGGGAGAUCACCCGCUUCCCUCUGGCACUCCCUGGGGUCCCUCCAGCCUGGAGUUGUAGUUGGUAAGUCCCAAGCCCGGGGGUAGCGCCCACCCCAAUGGGCGGGAGAGGGCUGCUCUUCUCUCUGCAGGCUGGAAACUGGAAGCCAGAGGGAGGAUCCAUUCCCAGCUCUGCCCUGGGCCUGCUGGGCACCUGUUUCCCCAGCUGCUGAGUGGGGCUAACGCUAUCCACCCUGCCUGGGGACCAGGGCGCUCUGUGGCUGAACGGCGCCGGGGAAGAGCUGAUCCGCCAGGGCCACUGGAGAUCCUGCGCUGGGAUGGGUGAGACGGGCCCCAACGGGCAUUGCCUGAGGCAGAGGGCAGGUGAUCCUGGGGAAGAGGUGACUGGAGGGUUAAUGGUCCCCAGACACAGCACCCCCCCUGGGCAGUGCUGCCCCCAGUGUGGCACUGGGGGGAGCACUGCCCGGGGGGCGAGUGCCCUCUGCUGAGCCCCACCCACCUGCAGCACCACUGCCCCGUGACCAGCUGGGCUGUGGGCCGGGAAAGGAGCUCAGCUUGAUACCCUGUUUCAAGCCAGGCUGAGCUAACAGCAGCCAAGAGCCUGCCCCAGAGAUGAGUUUGGGGGGUCUCAGCCCAGCCCUCAGCCGGGCAGGGAAACAGGCUUUGGCGUCCCCUGUACAGCACCACACACCAUGGGCCCUGCUCCGUGACUAGGGCCCCUAGGCACCAGACACUAGUUAUUAGAUAGAUUACGGUAGCACCUAGCACUAUGGGGUUGUGGGCUCUACCGUAGUAUACCUAAUAACCGUGGAGAGCUGCUUUCAGACCCUAGGCACUACCUUAAUACACCUAAUACACAGCCCCCAUGAAAAAUGGGGUCCUUAUCCAAGACAGGGAUGCAGCCGCACUAUCGUAAUACACCUAAUAAUCCAUGGAGAUGGGCUCCUAGGUGCUACCAUAAUACACCGAGUUACAGCAUCCAGAAAAAAAAAUCCAUGUGGCUACCGUAAUACACCUAAUAAUCCACAGAGACCUGCUCCCAGACACCAGGGCUCAGGGCAGCCAGGAGCUUGUUGUGUCUCAGGAGGCCGAUCAGCAGGAACGAUUCUAGCAUCUUUAUUGGUAGUGUAAAGAUUGUGGACAGGAGCCAAGGUGCUCCCGUGCACCAUUGCAAGCUGCCCUAGAGUAGAAAAAUAAAAGACACCGGGCCCAGAGCCACAGAACCCCUCCUCCCCGUCACAGUUUUACAAAAUAUACAGCUUGCGCCUUAAAACCCCAGCAGCGUUUGAUUAAAAUCACAUUCUAAAAUGAAAAGAAGAAAAAGAGGAGGAACUCGGCAAAAACUGGACAUCCCCCGGCCCCCCCCACUUAAAAAUAAAACUCAAUCCACAUCAACCCCCACAGAGCAAAGGGCAAAGUACAGCAGAUCACUUUAAACCCAAAAGACGCCGCUAGACCCAGCCUCGGAGAACGGACAC
Molecule: messenger RNA, 6055 nt
Organism: Gopherus evgoodei (Goodes thornscrub tortoise)
Lineage: Eukaryota; Metazoa; Chordata; Testudines; Testudinidae
Gene: BEST2
Product: bestrophin 2
Exons: 10
Coding region: 132-1676 (514 amino acids)
Molecular function (GO): chloride channel activity
Source: RefSeq, a predicted model, not a curated record